AUGGCUUCUUCGAUGAUGCACUACUUCGGCUUCGGCAAGGAUGCUCCUCCUUCUGCCAAAGAGCAAGUUAAGGAUACUCCAGUUCGAGCCUUACCUGCGUCAUGGUACACCUCACCAGAGAUGUAUGAGCUGGAACGCCGUGCCAUCUUCUCCAAGAGAUGGCUUUUCAUCACUCACAGCAUGCGGGUCAAGAACACCGGUGACUGGCUUCGAUAUGAGAUUGCCGGUUUCGAUUUCAUCAUCACCCGUGACCGACAGGGCGAAGUGAAUGCCUUCCACAACGUCUGCAGACACCGGGCGUAUCCAGUCAUUGAACAGGAAGGCUCUGGAAACUCCAAGAUUCUGGCUUGUCGUUACCACGGAUGGUCAUACGGCCUGAACGGCAAGCUCGCCAAGGCGACUGGAUACAAGGACCUCGAUGGAUUUGACAAGAACCAGAACAACCUUUUCAGAAUUCAUGUGAAGGUCGACGUCAACGGUUUCAUCUGGGUGAAUCUCGAUGCAAAGGAAGUUCCCGAGGUUCCUUGGGAGGAACACUUCGAGAACGUCGACACACAGGAGCGAUACAAGCACUACAACUUUGAAGACUACGAUCUUGACCACUCCUACGAGCUCGAAGGCCACUACAACUGGAAGAUUCUGGCCGAUAACUUCAACGAAUGCUACCACUGCCCAACCACUCACUCUGACAUUCCCGAAUUCCUGAACCUCGAUUCCUUCGACAGUGACACUAAGGCUGGCCACAUCCAACACCACUGCGAGUCAACCCCCGAGCAGAUCGCCAAGGGCCUGUACACUGCCAGCACAUAUUACUUCCCCAUGUCAGCCAUGGUCGUGUCACCACACUUCAUAAUGGUCCAGAAGUUCCUCCCAAAGGCCGCCGACAAAUCCCAAAUGGCCUACGAAGUCUACCGAAACAGAAACUCUUCAGAGGAAGACUUCAAGCUCAUCAGUGAUAUGUAUGCCCGCGUCAUGGGCGAAGACAAAGUCCUCUGCACAAACGCCCAGAACAACAUCGACCGCAACGUCUUCACAAACGGCCAACUUCACCCUAAGUUCGAGAAAGCACCGCUUUUCUUCCAGAGCACAGUCCGAGAAGUCAUUACUGAACACUUUGAGCGUGAGAAGGCUGAGGGCCAUGAGGUCUGGCCUGCUAAGCCUAAGGUUCCUUGUGAUACGACAGUCAGUGAUAAGGAUGAGGCGCUUUGUGCUUCUCUUGCUUGUGGACCACAGAAGGAGAUUCUGGCUUGGUAA
This is a messenger RNA of Penicillium salamii, 1254 nucleotides long. The record is from the annotation of a GenBank genome assembly. Lineage: Eukaryota; Fungi; Ascomycota; Eurotiomycetes; Eurotiales; Aspergillaceae.